This is a messenger RNA of Astyanax mexicanus (Mexican tetra), 7496 nucleotides long. RefSeq names its product helicase ARIP4-like. The coding region runs from base 475 to 4722 and encodes 1415 amino acids. The transcript has 21 exons. Gene Ontology annotation, molecular function: ATP-dependent chromatin remodeler activity; ATP hydrolysis activity; ATP binding. The record is from RefSeq and is a predicted model, not a curated record. Gene Ontology annotation, cellular component: nucleus. NCBI's taxonomy places the organism in Eukaryota, Metazoa, Chordata, Actinopteri, Characiformes, Acestrorhamphidae.
UUCCUGGUUUGAGAGUCUGUAAUUCAGGCUGGCUGCUGCAGAACACAUGAGAGAGUCCACAGACACACACAUACACUCUUAUACACCCUCACACUCUCACACUCACAGACUUUUCACCACACACUGAUGAGGACAGGCAGUUUAGAUAAAGAGAGAAUACGAGCACGUGUAUAGAAACAUAGCAGGACUGUUAGUUGGAUUUAACAGUUUUGAGACAAACCACAGAGACUAAGUUCCUCUGCUCGUAGUAUAGUGUAGUUUUCAGGCUUUUGAUCGUUUUAGGAUAGGCGCAGGUGGAAGCCGAGACAGCAGCUGACCGGUCGGUGUCCCGCAGACCUACGCUGGGCAGAAAGAAAAGCGAGAUUAUCAGAUAAAGACAAGAGAUCAGAUACAAGAACAGUGAGAACAGAGACACCAGUGAGAAGUGUAAGAGGAACCGUGCGCCCCUCUUUGUGCCCAGCUUGAACCAUCAUCAUGCUCUUGCUGGACGAGUCCGACUCUCUAACAGAUCAGGGCCAGAGCGCUGCCUUUAGCUCUGAGAAUGAGGCACAGGGCGGUGACUCUUCGGGAUGGCCCUGCGCUCUCCCCUCUACCUCCCCCUCCGGCGAGACCCCUGGCCAGCCCUCCGCUCACCUCCCGUCCCGCCCGGACGCCCACAGCCGCGCCCUCGCCCUCAGCGCUACCAAGAAGAGGAGCUCCAAACCUGCUCACAUGAGGAGGAACAUCAGGAAACUGUUGAAGGAGCACCAGUUGGAUGCAGUGACUAAAGCAGCUCAGCUGGAGGAGAUCGAGAGAAGGAAGCGCCUGGAGCAUCAGAGGAAAGACUUCACUGUAGAAGCUCUGCCUGACUACACGCACACAGCAGCUAACGUGUGUGUGAGUGCAGCUCAGCGUGAGAUUAAGCUCAGGGCAGUGUGUGUGGAGACGAGCACCAGCAGUACCACAGACAGCACUAAAGGAACCCUGCAGACAGCUGCUCCCAAGCAAGACCAAAGCUCAGGUGAGAACACCGCCUCGUACAUCGUGCCCGAAUCAUCAUCGACCAAUGAGGACGCAGAGUCGACGGCCACUGGGGAGAGCAGCGGAGCACAUGUUAACGACGCACUCAACCAACCAGACGCUCAGGGGCGUGUCCUCAUCAACGUCAAUCACCCAGCGGAUGAAAGCGACCUCUACCUCUCCCCUCAGCUCGCCCGCGCCGUCAAACCCCACCAGAUUGGUGGUAUUCGGUUUCUGUAUGAUAAUCUGGUGGAGUCUAUGGAGCGGUUUAAGAGCAGCUCUGGUCUGGGCUGUAUCCUGGCUCACAGCAUGGGCCUGGGUAAAACUCUACAGGUCAUCUCCUUCAUCGACAUCCUCCUGCGCCACACCGGAGCGCACAGCGUGCUCGCCAUCGUCCCUGUGAAUACGCUGCAGAACUGGUUGGCUGAGUUUAACCUGUGGCUCCCGCCCCCUGAAGCCCUGCCCCCCAAAACUGACCCUGCCUACAUUUUGCCUCGCACUUUUAAGGUGCACAUCCUCAAUGACGAGCACAAGACCACAUCCACCCGCGCGAAGGUGGUGGAAGAUUGGUACAGAGAUGGCGGUGUGCUGCUAAUGGGUUAUGAAAUGUACCGCCUGCUCUCACUGAAGAAAAGCUUUGUUGCUGGGAGAAAGAAGAAGAAUAAGAAGCCGAGUGGACCUGCCAUUAUUGACCUGGAUGAGGAGGACCGCCACCAGGAGCUGCUGAAAGGCAUCGAGCAAGCUCUCUCUCAGCCUGGUCCAGACGUGGUCAUCUGUGACGAAGGCCACCGCAUUAAAAACUGCCACGCCAGCACCUCACAGGCUCUGAAGGGCAUCCACACAAGACGCAGGGUGGUGCUGACCGGCUACCCGCUGCAGAACAACUUGCUGGAGUACUGGUGCAUGGUGGACUUCGUGCGACCCGACUUCCUGGGCACGCGGCAGGAGUUCAGCAACAUGUUCGAGAGGCCCAUCCUUAACGGCCUGUGUGUGGACAGCACUGCACAAGACGUCCAGCUCAUGCGCUACCGCAGCCACGUGCUGCACAGCCUGCUGGAAGGGUUCGUCCAGAGGCGUGGACACGACGUGCUGCGCUCCCAGCUGCCAGAGAAGCAGGAGCACAUUAUCCUGGUGCGUCUGUCAGCUCUGCAGAGGGCGCUAUACACAGAGUUCAUGAACCGCUUCAGAGAGGCUGGCAAUACUGGCUGGCUUAGUCUGAACCCCCUCAAAGCUUUCUGCGUCUGCUGCAAGAUCUGGAACCAUCCUGAUGUCCUGUAUGAAGCUCUUCAGAAGGAGAAUCUGGCCAGUGAGCAAGACCUGGAUCUGGAUGACAUCACCACAAGCAGUGCCCAAUGCUCGGUGACCAAUCAGAAGGGCAAGCCUGCAGAUUCAGCCAAUAGCGAAGGAGGGCUGAGUUUAACUCAGCUUCAGGAGAAAGCCAAUCAGGUUAUCACAUAUGAAUGGGCGAAAGAGAUUAUGGCAGGCUAUAAGACCGGCAUCCUGGAGAAUUCAGCUAAAAUGGUCCUGCUGUUUCACAUUAUUGAUGAAAGCGUCAGGAAAGGAGACAAAAUCUUAGUUUUCAGCCAGAGUCUGUCCACUCUUACAGUCAUCGAAGAGUUCCUCGCCAAAAGGCCAGUUCCCGACCAGAGUGAAAACGGACUCAAGCAGCCCUGGGUCCGCAAUGUCAACUACUACAGACUGGAUGGCAGUACUUCAGUGUCAGAGCGAGAGAGGCUUAUCAACCAGUUUAAUGACCCAACAAACACCUCGGCUUGGGUUUUUCUGCUGUCUACCAGAGCCGGCUGCCUAGGUGUGAACCUGAUUGGUGCAAAUCGCGUGGUUGUGUUCGACGCCUCGUGGAACCCAUGCCACGACGCCCAGGCUGUUUGCCGCGUGUAUCGCUACGGGCAGCACAAGCCGUGCCACAUCUACAGGCUAGUGUGCGACUUCACCCUGGAGAAGAAAAUCUACGACCGGCAGAUCUCCAAACAGGGGAUGUCUGAUCGAGUGAUAGAUGACUUGAAUCCCGUUCUGACCUUCACUCGUCGGGAGGUGGAGUCUCUGCUGCACUUCGUGGAGGAGGAGCCUGACCCCACAGAGUCUUCUCGCUUGCUCCGCCCACAGGAAGACAUGGAGGCAGUCAUAAGGAAGGCCUGUCUGAGAUAUCCCCAUCUCAUUACCAGGCAACCCUUCUUCCACGAGUCCUUACUGAUGGACCGGCGUGACCUCAAACUGUCCAGCGAGGAAAAGCAGGCAGCCAAGAAAAGCUACGAGGAGGAGAAGCGGGCGUCUGUGCCCUACACGCGUCCGUCAUACGCGCAUUACUACCCAGCCAGCGACCAAAGCCUUACCAACAUCCCUGCCUUCAGCCAGAGGAACUGGCGUCCUCCUCCACGGCCAGAGGAUAAGCCAAUGACCAGCGUUCAUCCAGCGAAAGCAACACCAGCUCCCAAAAUCCCACGGCAGACAGAGCAGAUCCCCACCCCCUCUUCGACGACGUCCGGCUCCAAACCCACCGUCAACUUCCCCGUCACCUACCUGCAGAAAGCUGGAGUGUUUGUACAGAAGAUUGUCACCACCACAGAUAUUGUGAUUCCUGGUACUAACAGUUCCUCAGACAUGCAGACCACGAUCAGUGCAGGAGAGAGCAUUCACGUCAUCAGAGGAACUAAAGGAACCUAUAUUCGGACAAGUGAUGGAAGGAUCUUUGCUAUCCGUGCAGCUGGAAAAGUCAAGCAAGCAGAGGAUAGUACAACCACAAAGAGAGAAGUCUCAGCUCCACUGGAGACAUCCAUGGAUACUGGCACCAAUGGCAGCGUGUCGCCUGACCACAAAGUGCCAACAGUUAUCACACCAGAGGCCGUGGCCAGACCCCUCUCCCCAGAUGGCCCAGAGAUUGUGAGCGAGCUUCAGCGAUACACCAAAGCCCAGUCCCCAAGCCCACCGCCCUCAGGAAAGGCCAUUCCAGAAAAAGCCUCAGAGAUGGGCGUUAUCAAAAUUCUGCCUCAAAAAGUCAUUACCUCACCUUGCACUGAAGCACCUCUGGACCUGCGGGGCACCAAGCGCAAAUCUGCAUCACCUCUAAGCAACGAGCACUCCUCUAAGCAACUGGCUGCGGAGAACCGAGGUUCUGCUCCACCUCCUGCUCACAGUUACCCGUUCCCGGGUGGCUAUGGCUUAAAUCCUGGUCUCAACCCAACUUUAAACCCCACCCUCCUGAGCAUGUGGUCAUCCUACUUCCAAUCUCAUGCCCCGUUCGGCGAGCCCCGCCUCAUGUUUCCCGUCUCUGCUGAUGCUUAUAGUUCAGGGGGUGGACCUUUGCCCAGAUCCUCCCCUCCCCUAUCCUCCUCUAGCAGCAGCAGCAGCACCAUUACCUCUAGUGCCACAGCUACUGCCUCCUCCUCUUCCUCCUCCUCUUCUUCUUCUUCCUCUUUCACUGUUCCUCCUGCGUUCCUGAUGAGGCCUGGGGUACCUUCAGUGCUGCCUCCCGGGUUCUCUCUGCCCUACAGACAGCCCAUGGGUAUGUAUCCCCAACUGUUGCUGUCUGGAGGGCUGUCGGCAGCAACGCCAGGGCCUGCCGGCUCCAGUUUCCUGCCUCCCUACACUUCCACCAGCCCUCGAGGCAGCGCUCAUGAGUUUCACCUGGCUGCAGAGAACGGCGCUGAGGGCGAUGAGCAUGCUUGCAAUAACGACGAUGAUGUUAUUGAGGUGAUGGGCCAAUGAGAGGGAAGUGGUUUCGGAGGUCCAUGUAAAAAGCAUGAGGAGAAAGGAGCCGUUUAAGAGUUUGACCUUAAGAACCAAGACUGGAACUAAGACUGUGAUUGGACAAGCUGAGCCAGGCAUGAUAUUACUGGUUGCAACUGGUUACAAGUUAGUAAAACAAUGUAGUUUGAAAAGGAUUGUGAUUGAGAAACUGGACAAAGUGAAAAAUCCUUAUGCUGAAUAUUUUCUUGAAAAACAGAAGUGAAAAGUGCGUAACCUAGUGGGACAUUGUGGGUUUGUUUGAUUCAAUCGUGGGAGCCAGGGGAUUUCUUCUAAAAACAGUUAGAAAACCUUUUUUUUUUAUAGCAAGAACUAGUAGAAUUUAUUAACCUGGUUAGUGAAGUUAGCAAGUUUAAACAGAUACAAUAUCACAUAUUGUGUGAUAGAUAUUUAUCAGUGUUUUUGAUUAGUCGUAAUGGGUCAUAAUCAUGAAAAACAAGGUUUUAAAAAUUCCACAGUUACGUUUCUUAUCCAGUAAAAUAGAAAAACUGAGCCUGGAGCGGUUGAGAAUUUGGAACGUGGCGAGAAGAUUGUAUAUCCACAACUGACGGACAUUAAAAAGACAAAAAAAAGAGAGAGAGAGAGAGAAAAUGUUAACAGAAGACCUUAAAAACAUAAGAAUGUAUCUUUACUUCCCGCCUUUACCACAGUGUUGCAAGCACAGGCCUUAGACACAGACAUUAGACUGAAGACUUUAUUCAUUUACGUGUGUGAAUACGCUUGCCACUCCUUUUUGAAUCUCUGUAAUGUUGAAUGGUGUUUUAACUGUUUCUUCUGUGAACACUGGUCACAUGCAGGUGAACCCUCUUACAGCCUACUACGAUACAGGAUAAAGGGAACUAGUCCCGAUCAAAGAAAUGUGUGAAAUGUGUGAAAGUUUUUUUUCUUUUUUUUAAAUUACUUGGGAAUAGAGUGGCGACUGAUACAAAGAACGUACACUAAACACUGAUGCCUUGUGCUGCUGUCUCACUGAAUGUAUUGGUGAGGGUUGCAGGGUUCAGGAGCACUGCUCCUAAUGCCUACAUCUCACUCCAAGUCUUACUCAAGCUGAGCUAAGAUGUGCAGACUUUGCCUAGUCUCUUUAUGUGGGUCACUGUCUCCUGUAAUACUCCUGUAAUUUUUCACCCCAACCUUUCCCGCUUCUGACACUUCAGUGGCUGAAACGUCACAACGCUUCUUCCAUAAUGUAUGAAAAUGAAUUGAGUCAAACCAAAAUCAAAUGAUAAAAUGACGUCAAAUGUGUGCCAAAACAAUCAAGUUUCCCAAAUAGAGUAUGCUCUUAAAGAUGAACACUAUAAUUGGAAUGGACUUCCAAGCACUUCCAGGUGGAGCAACAGUCUAAGUGCUAUGUUCAAAAGCAUAAGUGGCCUUGACGUAACAGAAUAGGCCAUUAGUGUUCUCCUCCAAGUGUGUUGAGCUGUCCAGUUCUUUAAGCAUAUGCGUAACUGGCUUGGCAUGACCCUGAGGUAGCAAUCUAGCUUUUACCCUCUUAAUUUAUGUGUAUUUUAGGGGCUAAAUACCUAAGUACCCUCAAAAAUGCUACUUCACAAUUGCAAAAACUGAAAUCACAAGAAAAUAACCAUUUAAACACAUUUAUCUUUAAGAGUGUAUAAUUUCCAUUAAACCAAAUCCACCAAAUUUCAUUCCAGUAUCCAGCAACCAAGGAUAUAAUCAGACAACUCGCUUCUUGUCUGGUUGUAAAUUUGGGAGAAUUCCACAAGUCAUCUGAUUUUUGACACCAAAUAUGAGCACUGCUUGUGCACAAACGGUACUAUACAGUAAACUGUAUACUGCUGACACCAUCUCGCCUCAUUUCUGUAUCCAUACGUGGCAUUGAUCUGCUUUAUUUACAGACAAUGUACCGCUCAGGCCCACCCGUACCCCACACUGCUCUGCUACUCUCCCUGCUUUUCUUUUUUAGCGGGGCGAAACGCUGACGUCCCCUGCGCUCGAAGCAGAUUGGACAACUGUUCCAGAAACAUCUGAAUCGUACAUUAUCGCGUCUCUCUUAUCUCUCUUUUUUUCCAAUAUGUAAUCAUUCUUUGCGUACGGAAUAAACGUACCUGUUUUUAUUCUUUUUCUUUGCCAUUUGUCAGUUUACCAAAUUAAUUUAUUUAUAACAAUGUGUAUUUAUUUGUUUGUAUUUUUUAUUUUUGUACAUUUUUGUUUUUAUGAGGGGCUCACGUUCUCGCAGAAAGAUGCCUCAGCUGUAAACGAUUGAAGGGAUGUGUGUGUGUGUGUGUGUGUGUGCGUGUGUGUGUGUGUGUGUGUGUGUGUGUGUGUGUGUGUGUGUGUUUGUGUGGGUGUGCGUGUGUGCGUGUAUGUGUGUGUGUAUGACUGCCACCUGGCUAAAGCAUGUGAAAGCUUAUGGACCAAUGAACAAGGGUCAGUUGUGGUCAGUGCGGUUACUUGUAUUUCCAGAGUAAAGCAGUGACCUAGGCCGACAGCUCUACCAUGUUCCCAGAGCGUCACGGCUGAGAUGUGAACGAUGCCCCAGCGUUCCAUGUCCUUUGCUUACUACUCUUUACUUGAAUCGAGGUAUUUAUUGAUGUUGUUCGAGAAAAGGCUGGGUGUGAGGAGCAGAUCUGUGUUCUGUUCAUUAAGGUGAAAUGGUCAGAUGUACAGAUCAAUCUGAAAGCACUCAAAUCAAACUGACCUGAUUUUUCUCUGAUUUUUCUUUUUUUGAACUUUUUUUUUUUUAAGUUUGUAAAUAAAACUGAAUCAUGGUAAAUACA